Molecule: messenger RNA, 1247 nt
Organism: Conger conger (European conger)
Lineage: Eukaryota; Metazoa; Chordata; Actinopteri; Anguilliformes; Congridae
Gene: eef2kmt
Product: eukaryotic elongation factor 2 lysine methyltransferase
Exons: 8
Coding region: 168-1175 (335 amino acids)
Source: RefSeq, a predicted model, not a curated record
CAAGAAACACCAGGAAGCAGAAGUGGAUUAUGGGAGGACGAAAAUGAAUCUGAAUACAACACAUGGCUGUAGUUUUAAAUGUAAUGUUUUCGUGUACAAGAUCAAGCUUUAAUUGUAUCGUAAAUGAUUUCAUUGCAGAUUAAUGAAAUUACUGUGGAAUUUAAAUCAUGAAUAUUUCAAAUGAUAAAAUUGGCGAGGAUGACAAGAGGAGCGUAAGAGACAGCCAAGAUAUGAUACUAACUUUCCAAGUCUCCUUCUUCGCAAUGUGUCGCUUGUCUUCGUUUCCGUGGAGUACCCUUGAAAUGAAAUUGCAAUGCAACGAUUCCUCCGAUAUUAUCCUUGAAAUUCUGAAGAAGACAUGUCUUCAUUCAAUAUGUCGAAAGACUCCCCCAUCUGUUAAGUACAGACGUAUCUUCCUCUCCGAAUUGAUUAAAAGGCAUGAAGCCACAACAGCCGAACCGCUGGAUGACCUGUACGAUGCUUUAGGCGAAGUUGUGGGUGCAGAAGAAGAACCGGUGUGCUACAAAAGCUACUUACUGCCCUCGGGAGAUGCUGUCAGCCUUUCGGAAAGCAUGGCCCUCAUCUCUGAGGGAACCACGGGCUUGGUGACGUGGGAGGCCGCGCUCUUUAUGGCAGAAUGGGCUCUGGAGAACCCGCAAAUCUUCGCAGACAGGACUGUGCUGGAACUGGGCAGCGGGGUGGGGCUGACGGGCGUGGCUGUGUGUCGGUCCUGCGCCCCGCGUCGGUAUGUGUUCAGUGACUGCCACCCCAGUGUGCUGCAGCAGCUGCGGAACAAUGCACGGCUCAACGGGCUGCAGGUCGGCAGCGGCCCUCAUGCGACCGUUACUGUGGAGGAGCUCGACUGGGCUGCUGUCACAGUGAAGCAGAUGCGGGAACUUAGUUUUGACACGGUUAUCGCUUCAGAUGUGGUAUAUGACCCUGAAAUCAUUAGCUGUCUGGUGGGGCUGCUGUCCAAGAUAUUGAAUUGCACAGUCAAAGGCAGCUGUGCCAAUGUCUACAUUUCCUCCACCAUACGGAAUCCAGACACCUACAGCUGCUUCAAGACCCAACUCGAAAGUUCUGGAAUCAAACACCAGGUCAUCAAUGAUCCUGUCAAGCCAAUCUUCCCUUAUAACAGGAAUACCUCCAUUGAGAUAAUUAAAUUGUAUUUAUAAAAGCAUAAUGAUUAUGCAACACAGUGCUUUAUAAUAAAGUAUUUACAGUUAUAGUGCAUUGGUAUACAUACA